AAUGUGUUCAGCACAUUAGUGACAUCACUUAAAUUGUUGGUGGUCAAAUUUGUUUACUUUCCUCGCAGAUUCAUUAUUUUUAACUAUAAAAAUAAUAUUCCUGAAUAAUAGUGAAAUAUUAAAAACCACUAAACAUGGAAAUUCAAAUGGAAAAACAUAAAAUAGAAUGUGCUGAUUUAGAGAAAUGUGGAGAAAUUACUACUCAGUUGUCAAUUGGCCAAAAAGAAUUUUUCUUAAAUUGUAGCUUUUGCGACUACACUUUUCUUCAUUUAGGAGAUUUCAUUCAACACAUUUGUGAGGAUCAUAUGUGUAAUUUUAUGAACCCUAAAGUUAAGGAUGAAGAUGAUUAUUCCCUGCAAGAAGAUAUUGAAGAUAUUGAACAAGAUAACAACUUUCCGACGACAGUUUUAAAAGAGGAAGAUAUGGACGAUGAUGAUGCACAGUUCUCGGCGGCAGAUUCGAAUGAGGACAGCGAUGACAGUAAAACGAAUUUACAAGACUUCGAAAAAGUUGAAAUAGAGUUGGACGAUAACCAGGUGAAAAAAUCUAUGAACUUUAAAGAGUUGAACAUAACGGAUGGAUACGCCAGCGAAGAUGCUGAAGAUAGUAUUAGCGAAAGUGAAACAGAAAAAAAUUAUAUUGAUAAUGAAGAUGAUGUAGAGAACUCUGAAAUUGCGGCUCAUUUAAAGGAAAAUUAUACACCCGAAAAAAAUAUUUAUAAAGAAUGUAAUACAGAAAAUUCUGAGAUUUCUGCUUAUAUAGAGGAACUUGGUUUAAAUGGAUCGUUUAAUAAAAAUAAGAUGCUCGCAAUAUUUGAAGGGUAUGAAAAGCGGCCUUUUCUGUGGGAUAACGAUUUGCAAUUACCCAGAGAUAAUAAGAAAAGAGAGAAGGAAAUAAAAAAUAUUGCUGAAGAAGUGGGUAUUCCAAGCGACUGGGAGUCCAUUCGUAAAAUGAUUGGAAAAUUAAGCAGUAAGCUUCGGACUGAAUUGGUACGGAAAAAAAUUUAUCUUUCUAAAGGCAAAAUAUAUACACCUGUUUGGUAUAACGAUCUUACUAUGUUUUUAAAGCCAAAACGAAAAAAAGCUGAGGUAAAACCAAAAACGUUACUGAGGAAAUUCACAACUCCAGAAACUAUUUUAAAUGAUGAACAAGCUAUAGUUUUAGCUAAAAUUUAUAACAGUCUGUCCACUCUUUGGGAUGAAACAGAAAUUACAUACAGAUUUAGUAAUAGAAGGCGAGAAGCUUUACAAAUGCUACUUAAAGAUUUUAAUAAGCAAACUGGAUUAAACCUUACAAAAUAUGAUAUGGAAUGCGAAAUUUCAAGACUACGAAAGCUUGCUUCUAAUGAGAAGAGACAAAAAUUUAUGUGUAAACGACAAAAUAAGAUUUUUAAGCCCUCGUGCAAAUUUUACAGUCACAUCGCAUUUCUUGAGACUGACGUUUCGCCUUACGAAUGUCCAAUAUGUGAAAAGUUAUUAAGUGGCACACAACAAUACAAGGUGCAUUUGGCAUCACAUGAUGGUUCGUUGCCAUUUAAGUGUCACAUUUGUGGGCAUGGUUUUAAGUUGGUGACCAAUUUAACGGUACAUUUACGUAGGCAUGCUCAAGACUACUUGUAUAAAUGUGAAGUGUGCGACAAACCCUGUGCAACAACAACUGAAUUGAGGACUCACAUGCGAUGUCAUACUGGGGAAAAACCAUAUGUUUGUGAAAUUUGUGGCAAAAAAUAUCGAUCAUUAGCAGAAUUGAGGCCGCAUAAAUUACGCCACGAUAAAAAACCUCUGUAUCAAUGUGAAAUUUGUAAUAAAACAUUCUAUAUGAAAUCUUUGUUGACAGAACACAUGCAUGUGCAUUCCGAAGUGCGAGAUAAAUUAUGCAAUAUAUGUAAAAAAGGAUUUACCAGUAAUAAACAUCUACGUCAACACAUGCUAAUCCAUUCUUCCGAAAAGAAAUAUGCAUGUAAAAUAUGUGGUAAACGUUUUGCACAGUAUGCUGGACUUAGCGGCCAUGUGAAGUCACAUGGUACGACAUUAAUUGAGAUUAGUUCUAAAAGUGUUGAUUUAGUACAAGAAGAUCAGGAAAAACCAUUAAACAUGGAAAUUCAAAUGGAAAAAGAUAAAAUUGAAUGUGCUGAUUUAAAGAAAUGUGGAGAAAUUACUACUCAGUUGUCAAUUGGCCAUAAAGAAUUUUUCUUAAAUUGUGGCUUUUGCCACUACACUUUUCUUCAGUUAGGAGAUUUCAUUCAACACAUUUGUGCGGAUCAUAUGUGUCAUUUUAUGAACCCUAAAGUUGAGGAUAAAGUUGAUUAUUCCGUGCAAGAAGAUAUUGAAGAUAUUGAACAAGAUAACUUUCCGACGACAGUUUCAAAUGAGGAAGAUAUGGACUAUGGUGAUGCACAGUUCUCGGCGGCAGAUUCGAAUGAGGACAGCGAUGACAGUAAAACGAAUUUACAAGACUUUGAAAAAGUUGAAAUAGAGUUGGACGAUAACCAGGUGAAAAAAUCUAUGAAUUUUAAAGAGUUGAACGAAAGUGAAACAGAAAAAAAUUAUAUUGAUAAUGAAGAUGAUGCAGAGAACUCUGAAAUUACGGUUAAUUUAAAGGAAAAUUAUACACCCGAAAAAAAUAUUUAUGAAAGAUGUAAUACAGAAAAUUCUGAGAUUGCUCCUUAUAUAGAGGAACUUGGUUUAAAUGGAUCGUUUAAUAAAAAUAAGAUGCUCGCAAUAUUUGAAGGGUAUGAAAAGCGGCCUUUUCUGUGGGAUAACGAUUUGCAAUUACCUAGAGAUAAUAAGAAAAGAGAGAAGGAAAUUAAAAAUAUUGCUGAAGAAGUGGGUAUUCCAAGCGAAUGGGAGUCAAUUCGUAAAAUGAUUGCAAAAUUAAGCAGUAGACUUCGAACUGAAUUGGUACGGAAAAAAGCUUAUCUUUCUAAAGGCAAAAUAUAUACACCUGUUUGGUAUAACGAUCUUACUAUGUUUUUAAAGCCAAAACGAAAAAAAGCUGAGGUCAAGUGCAAAACUGAGGCUACCUCAAUUGUUCUUCCUGCAACAACAACAGCUAAAAAAAUGCCAAUGCCCGAAUGUCUUUUAAAUGAGGUUCAAAGCAUUCUCUUAGCGGAAAUAUACAAACAGUAUUCUUGUCUUUGGGAUGAAACGGAUAUAGCAUACAGAUUCGGUAACAGACGCCGGGAAGCUGUAAAAUCUGUUCACGAUACAUUUAAUAAAAAAACAGGGUUAAGUCUGACGCUUUACGAUAUCGAAUAUGAAAUUGGACGACUUCGAAAAAUAUGCUCUCAUGAAAAAAGACUAAAAAUAUUAUGCAAACAACAAAAUAAGAACUAUAGGCCAGGUUGCAAAUUUUAUGAACACAUUUCAUAUCUCGAAGUAGAUGUUACUCCCUAUGAAUGUUCGAUAUGUGGGAAAAUAAUUGCGGGCGUACGCCAGUACAAAGUACAUGUUGCAUCUCAUGAUGGUUCACUUCCAUUUAAAUGCCAUGUGUGUGGUCAUGGUUUUAAGUUGCCCUCAAAUUUAUCGGUACAUUUACGAAGGCAUGUCCACGACUACUUAUAUAAAUGUGAGGUAUGCAACAAGCCGUGCGCAACGACCACAGAAAUAAAAACCCAUAUGCGCUCACACACCGGUGAAAAGCCAUACGUUUGCGAUGUCUGCGGUAAAAAUUUUCGUGCUUCGUCAAAAAUGAAUAUACACAUGCGAAGGCAUGAGAAUAAACCUACCCACAUGUGUGAAAUAUGCAAUAAGGGUUUCUAUAGUAAAUGGUUUUGUAGAGAACACAUGAAAGUGCACCAAAAUGUGCGAGAUAAAAUUUGCAAUAUUUGUAAUAAAGGUUUUAUAAGUACCAGGCAUCUGCACCAACACAAACAGAUCCAUGCUGUAGAAAAGAAAUAUGCCUGCAAAAUCUGCGAUAAACGAUUUGCUCAAUAUGCCGGUUUAAGUUCUCAUAUGAAGUCACAUGGGACGACAUUAGUUGCAGCAAGUUCAAAAGACCCUAUAGUUACGCUUUAAAGUAAAAUACAAUUAUAGUGCUUCUCUAUUUGGUUAGUGAAUAAAAAAGUAUUUAUUUUAUAUUUAAACACAAAUAUUUUUAAAAUUUAUUCUGUAAACACUAUUGUCAUAACGAAGCAAACAAUUUAUGCAAAGUACUCAGACACUUGUCGAAAAGCAGACUAGGUGAAAUUUAAAUACAAAUGUAUCAUACAUAGGAUUCCUGAUUGUCAUAUA
Molecule: messenger RNA, 4232 nt
Organism: Bactrocera dorsalis (oriental fruit fly)
Lineage: Eukaryota; Metazoa; Arthropoda; Insecta; Diptera; Tephritidae
Exons: 14
Coding region: 135-4016 (1293 amino acids)
Biological process (GO): regulation of transcription by RNA polymerase II
Molecular function (GO): RNA polymerase II cis-regulatory region sequence-specific DNA binding; DNA-binding transcription factor activity
Source: RefSeq, a predicted model, not a curated record